AUGCCCAUCACACUCAAGUUGUCGCGGCCACAGCGUCCUGCUGGCACUGCGGCAGCCAGUGGCGAGGGUAGCUCCCCAUUGGCCUCUUCUGGGGGCGAGGCUGCAGCGUCUUCCCCUUCUCCCGCAUUGGCUUCACCAUCACGGCGGACAGUCUCCUUCUCUUCUCAACAACAACAACAACAACAGCAGCAACAGCAGCAGCGAUAUGAGCAUUCACCAUCCCCUGCUACGCCCUUUCGGACCGGAGCUGGAGCUGAAUGGUCUACUGCACGAGACGUGGCUUCCAGCAGUCAGCCCUCCAAGCGCGCCAGUGAGGCUGUACCAUCUACAUCGUCCUCGGCUCCUCGGCGGCCUCGAUCUCCUACGCCUCCCUCAUCAGCAUACAUGCUCGCUCUGCCGCUCAGAGGCAGCCGAUCGACCGGUACCGCUACACCUCUGGACGCGUCUGCCCUCUCCCAGACCCUAGCGCACCUCAUCACACGGUAUGCCGCCCUGGCAGGGUACGCGGCCAUCGAGCCCGCCGCUCUGGAUUACCUUCAAGAAUCGAUAGACGUCUACAUCGAGAGCGUACUGCUACAGAGUCUAGAGAGCGCCUUGCUUGGCGGGAGGACAGAUCCUUCUGUUCGGGAUGUUCUGGGUGGUCUCAGCUGGCGAGAACAGGAAGAAGAUGAGGAGAAAGAGGAAGAUGGAGAAGAUGAGGAAGGCGGCGAAAAGGAUACGAAGGAAAGCAGAGAGGGAGAUGAGCUCAAGCAACUACCUCCUCUUGCCAGCCGUUGCAGACUUCGAUGCCAGCGCUCGAUGGGCAAAGAGUACAGAGGUAGACGCCUUCCUGGGUCCAGGUAA
Molecule: messenger RNA, 843 nt
Organism: Microstroma glucosiphilum
Lineage: Eukaryota; Fungi; Basidiomycota; Exobasidiomycetes; Microstromatales; Microstromataceae
Exons: 2
Coding region: 1-843 (280 amino acids)
Molecular function (GO): protein heterodimerization activity
Source: RefSeq, a predicted model, not a curated record